CCUAACCCUUCCUCCUGGGCAGAGCGAGGGCGCGCGCACGGUCAGCGUCCCUGGGCCUCGAACUCGCGGGACUCGACUACCGGGAAGGCCGCGGCACCUGGGCGUGAAUCCGCCGGAACCCGACUGUCGCCAAGCGCUGGCGCCAGAGAAGCGGUGGCGCCUGAAGACGCGCCCCAGGCUCGGCCCGAAGCCUGGCGUGGCCGCCUGGUCCUCUGCAGCCGGUUGGUUUGACUUCUACAAAUGCAGAACUAAGAGGAUUUAAAGAUCAGAAUCUCAGCCCAACAAAAGAUUCAUGGUGGUUUUGCUCUACUUUCAAGAUGCUUUAAGGUCUCCGGCUUUGCGACUGCUCUGAAGCCAGCAAAUCCUCUGACAUGUCUAAUUCGAACGUUGCAGGUUUCAUGAGUAACAUUUCAUUUGUUGCAUUUCCAGUUUCCAGCACCAACUCACCCACAAAGAUUUUACCAAAAACCUUAGGACCAAUAAAUGUGAAUGUUGGACCCCAAAUGAUUAUAAGCACACCGCAGAGACUAACCAGUUCAGGAAGCGUUCUGAUCGGGAGUCCGUACACCCCUGCCCCAGCAAUGGUCACUCAGACGCACAUCGCAGAGGCCACGGGCUGGGUCCCCGGUGAUAGAAAACGGGCUAGAGAAUUCAUAGACUCUGAUUUUUCAGAAAGUAAACGAAGCAAAAAAGGAGAUAAGAACGGAAAAGGCUUGAGACAUUUUUCGAUGAAAGUGUGUGAGAAAGUUCAGCGAAAAGGUACAACGUCCUAUAAUGAGGUAGCCGAUGAGCUGGUGUCAGAGUUCACCAAUUCGAAUAACCAUCUGGCAGCCGAUUCGCAGGCUUAUGAUCAGAAGAACAUUAGGCGAAGAGUUUAUGAUGCGUUGAAUGUACUAAUGGCCAUGAACAUAAUUUCAAAGGAGAAAAAAGAAAUCAAGUGGAUUGGCCUGCCCACGAACUCUGCCCAGGAAUGUCAGAAUCUGGAGAUAGAAAAGCAGAGGCGGAUAGAACGGAUAAAGCAGAAGCGGGCCCAGCUGCAAGAGCUCCUCCUGCAGCAAAUCGCUUUCAAAAACCUGGUACAGAGAAACCGGCAGAAUGAGCAGCAGAACCAGGGCCCCCCGGCUGUGAACGCCACCAUCCAGCUGCCCUUCAUAAUCAUCAACACCAGCAGGAAGACGGUCAUCGACUGCAGCAUCUCCAGUGACAAGUUCGAAUAUCUUUUUAAUUUCGACAACACCUUUGAGAUCCACGACGACAUAGAGGUACUGAAGCGGAUGGGGAUGUCCUUCGGCCUGGAGUCCGGCAAAUGCUCUCUGGAGGAUCUGAAGCUCGCUAAGUCCCUGGUGCCGAAGGCUCUAGAAGGUCAUAUCACAGAUAUAUCCACGGGACCUUCUUGGUUAAAUCAGGGACUUCUUUUGAACUCUACUCAGUCGAUUUCAAACUCAGACCUGACCACUGGUGCCCCCACACCCCAGUCAAGUGUCAACCCCGGGUUGUGCCUGGAUGCGGAAGUGGCCUUAGCGACGGGGCAGUUUCCGGCCCCACGCAGUCACCAGUCCAGCAGUGCGGCCUCUCACUGCUCGGAGUCCCGAGGCGAGACCCCCUGCUCGUUCAACGACGAUGACGAGGAAGAUGACGAGGAGGACUCCUCCUCCCCAGAAUAAAGACAGGAGAACCCACGUGUUACCCUCCGAUGCUCAUGUGUGUUUUUAGUGUGAGCUCUUGUUUCCGAUUCUUGGCCUUUGUUCGCACUGUGUGUUCAGUGAGCGCUAGAGGGACGCGGGGAGGUGACGGCAAGGCUGAGCCGUGGCCAGCAGGGCUGACCUGGGUGGCCGGCGACCACCAGCAGGGCCGAGACCACGUGGCAGACGAAACCUGCUUCCAGAGGACAGAGGGGACUCGUCCCCAAGGAUGGGCAGGGUGGACGGAGCUCGUUUCUCUUCCACGAGGCAGACCUUUGUCUCCCCGACACCCGUGUGAUAGUUCUUAGAGCUGAGGUUGCUGUGAGGACAGCCUUGAUUUAUUUCUCAUGUCCCCUCCUUCACCGGGGCCCCCUUUCCCGGGGCAGACAUGCCCACCAAAGGGCCCCAGUGGGGGCUGUCGGUGAGGGACGCAGACAGUGAUCCUCGCAGCCUAAGCGCAGAGCGAGCUGCUGAACUAGGGGGAGUCUAGUUGAGGUGCUUGACGCAUCUGCUGCCUUAGACAGCUUCUAGAAAGGAGCGAGCGCUAAUUCUUAAGUACUUAAGUGACACUUAGAAUAAUUUAUAGUAAAAUGGAAAUUAUCCUUACUAGCCAAUGCCUGGGUGCAUAGAAUUUCCUAGGGCUCCUUCUGGAAGCCGAGAUAGAAUAGCGUUUCCAUGUGCAUUACACACUUCGCCAGCACUGCCUUCCGCCAGCAUUCCCUGUCGGGGAUUUUCAGAGGAGACUACAGUUGGAAUCAAAGCUAUGCAUUCAUCCAGCUUUUCCAUUAGAACCCAGCCGAGGAACAAAUUCCCAUGACCGAGUCGCUUGCCUACCGCCCCCUGCAGUCACUGUAUGGUUGAUUUCUCCCGAUGUGCAAUUUGUGAACAUGAACCAAAUGUCAUUAUUUUUGUCUUAAAAGUCUAUUUCAAGAAUAUGAACAGCA
This is a messenger RNA of Tupaia belangeri chinensis (Chinese tree shrew), 2626 nucleotides long. It is a transcript of the gene TFDP2, whose product is annotated as transcription factor Dp-2. Gene Ontology annotation, cellular component: nucleus; transcription regulator complex. Lineage: Eukaryota; Metazoa; Chordata; Mammalia; Scandentia; Tupaiidae. The transcript has 13 exons. Gene Ontology annotation, molecular function: DNA-binding transcription factor activity, RNA polymerase II-specific; RNA polymerase II transcription regulatory region sequence-specific DNA binding. The record is from RefSeq and is a predicted model, not a curated record. Gene Ontology annotation, biological process: regulation of cell cycle; regulation of transcription by RNA polymerase II. The coding region runs from base 372 to 1664 and encodes 430 amino acids.